Mastomys coucha (southern multimammate mouse) is the source of this 639-nucleotide messenger RNA. It is a transcript of the gene CUNH15orf61, whose product is annotated as chromosome unknown C15orf61 homolog. Lineage: Eukaryota; Metazoa; Chordata; Mammalia; Rodentia; Muridae. The transcript has 2 exons. Bases 67 to 540 code for a protein of 157 amino acids. The record is from RefSeq and is a predicted model, not a curated record.
GCCUGACCCCGCCCCCAGAGGCGCGGCCCCUGGGGCCUGAGGCCGGCUCCCCGGCGUUCCCUGGCCAUGGAGGCCCUGCGGAGGGCCCAUGAGGCUACGUUGCGGCUGCUGCUGUGCGGGCCCUGGGCCUCGGGCGCCGCCUCCCGCCCGAAGCCCCGCGCCUCGGAGGUGCUGACGCGGCACCUGCUGCAGCGGCGCCUGCCGUACUGGACCUCCUUCUGCGUGCCCUACAGUGCGGUGCACAACGACCAGUUCGGCCUGUCGCACUUCAAUUGGCCAGUGCCGGGCGCCAACUACCACGUCCUGCGCACUGGCUGCUUCCCCUUCAUCAAGUACCACUGCUCCAAGGCGCCCUGGCAGGACCUGGCCCGGCAGAACCGCUUCUUCACCGCGCUCAAGGUCAUCAACCUGGGUAUUCCAACUUUAUUAUAUGGACUUGGCUCCUGGUUAUUUGCCAAAGUCACGGAGACAGUUCAUACCAGUUACGGACCAAUAACAAUCUAUUUUCUAAAUAAAGAAGAUGAAGGUGCUAUGUAUUGAAAGUGUGCAUUGGAAAACACAAAUGUCUAUAAAUUUGUUUCCCUAUGUGUGUGUAUGCAGUAUUUAUUUUUGAUCCUUUAAUAUAAAAUGCUGGCAAAA